AUGACAAUUAGAGGACAUCUCUUUUGGCUGCUUUGGCUAGUGCUGCUCCUUCACCGGGGUUAUGCACAGUUCCCAAGGCAAUGUGCUACCCUGGAUGCAUUGAGAAGUGGUGAAUGUUGUCCAGACCUGAAUCCAGAAUCAGAGCCUGGAACAGACAGCUGUGGCUCAUCAACUGGACGGGGCAGAUGUGAUGCAGUUACUGCCGAUACCCGGCCCCAUGGGCCCCAGUACCCACAUGAUGGCAGAGAUGAUCGGGAAGCUUGGCCCACUAGGUUCUUCAACAGGACCUGCCACUGCAAUGGUAAUUUCUCAGGCUACAACUGUGGGAAUUGCAAACCUGGAUGGAGAGGAUCAGCCUGUGACCAAAGGAUCCUUACAGUUAGGAGAAACCUUCUAGACCUGAGUAAAGAGGAAAAAGAUUACUUCAUCCGUGCCCUCAACAUGGCAAAGAGUACUACUCAUCCCCAUUUGGUCAUCGCCACUAGGAGAUCUGAAGAACUACUGGGGACAGAUGGCAAUACACCACAGUUUGAAAAUAUUUCCAUUUAUAACUAUUUUGUGUGGUCCCACUAUUACUCAGUCAAAAAGACUUUUCUUGGGGAAGGUCAGGAGAGCUUUGGGGCUGUGGAUUUUUCACAUGAAGGCCCAGCAUUUCUCACCUGGCAUAGGUACCAUCUACUGCAAUUGGAGAAAGACAUACAGGAGAUGCUACAGGACCCCAAUUUUGCCCUUCCAUACUGGAACUUUGCUACUGGAAAAAACACGUGUGAUAUCUGCACAGAUGACUUGAUGGGUUCGAGAAGUAACUUUGAUUUUUCUCUGAUAAGUCCGAAUUCUGUCUUUUCCCAAUGGCGAAUUUUGUGUGAAUCUGUGCAAGAUUAUGAUACCCUGGGAACCAUUUGUAACAGCACAGAAGGAGGACCUAUUCGAAGAAACCCUGCUGGCAAUGUAGCAAGGCCCAUGGUGCAACGUCUCCCUGCACCACAGGAUGUCGCUCAGUGCUUGGAAGUUGGUUUAUUCGAUACUCCUCCCUUUUAUUCCAAUUCAACAAAUAGUUUCCGAAACACAGUGGAAGGUUACAGUGAUCCUACUGGGAGAUAUGACCCUGCAGUUCGAAGCCUUCAUAAUUUGGCUCAUCUGUUUCUGAAUGGAACAGGAGGACAGACCUAUUUGUCUCCCAAUGAUCCUAUUUUUGUCCUUCUACACACUUUCACUGAUGCAGUUUUUGAUGAAUGGCUGAGGAGAUAUAAUCCUGAUAUAUCAAUAUUUCCAUUGGAGAAUGCCCCUAUUGGACACAAUAGGCAAUAUAAUAUGGUGCCAUUUUGGCCUCCAGUAACCAAUACUGAAAUGUUUGUUACUGCUCCAGAUAAUCUGGGAUAUGCUUAUGAAGUUCAAUGGCCAAGUCAGGCCUUCAGUGUUACUGAGAUCAUUACUAUCACAGUAGUGGCUGCUCUAAUACUGGUGGCAAUUGUCUUUGUUGUCACCACUUGUUUUAUCCGGGCAAGAAGAAACAAAGAUGAAUCCAAUCAACCUCUCCUCAGUGAUCAAUAUCAACGUUAUGCAGAAGAAUAUGAAAAACUGUCAAAUCCUAGUCAGUCUAUGGUAUAAAUAAAGAUAAAAGCAUACCAUAUUCCAGUUUUCAACACCAUCAUAUGAGUCUUUAGACCUUGUUUGUUUCAAUGAUCAUUUAAGUCAAUGAUGUUUUUUUUUCCACUGCUGUCUUAUAUACACAUGUGAUUAUGAUUAUCGAGUCCAUCAUAAACAAUUGCCUUUAGUGAAGAAGAGCCAUUGCAAAACUUGCAAUUUAGUGGGGUUUUUUUAUAAAGUAAGGAGAUUUUAAGAGGCCACCUUUAAGGGCUCAUAAGUUCAAACUCUAGAAAAUAUGGGAUGGAAUGAGUUCUAAACUUGGACCCAGGUAGAAGCCCAGUUUGUUCUUCCUGUGAAACUUAUAUGAACAUAAAUAUUGUGGCUUAACCUCUCUCAGUCUCAUCCUCCUACUGGCAAAAUGAUGGAACUAGCGCUUUUAGUAGUUAUCUCACAAGAUGGU
Antechinus flavipes (yellow-footed antechinus) is the source of this 2047-nucleotide messenger RNA. RefSeq names its product tyrosinase related protein 1 (gene TYRP1). The coding region runs from base 1 to 1608 and encodes 535 amino acids. Gene Ontology annotation, molecular function: oxidoreductase activity. Gene Ontology annotation, cellular component: melanosome. The transcript has 7 exons. Lineage: Eukaryota; Metazoa; Chordata; Mammalia; Dasyuromorphia; Dasyuridae. Gene Ontology annotation, biological process: melanosome organization; melanocyte differentiation. The record is from RefSeq and is a predicted model, not a curated record.